Molecule: messenger RNA, 1326 nt
Organism: Phanerochaete carnosa HHB-10118-sp
Lineage: Eukaryota; Fungi; Basidiomycota; Agaricomycetes; Polyporales; Phanerochaetaceae
Exons: 8
Coding region: 1-1326 (441 amino acids)
Biological process (GO): secondary metabolite biosynthetic process
Molecular function (GO): FAD binding
Source: RefSeq, a predicted model, not a curated record
AUGUCUAACGACAAGAAGAUGCGCCUCGCCAUCGUUGGCGGCGGGAUCGUCGGCCUCACCUUCGCCAUCUCGCUCGCCAAGAGCGGCACACAGAACAUCGAGGUAGACAUCUAUGAGAGCGCGUCCGCAUUCGGCCAGGUCGGCGCCGGAAUGGGGUUCUGGCCGCGCAUCUGGGAGAGCAUGCGCCUCCUCGGACUCGAGGAGGACCUCAAGCCGCUCGCGUGCUCUGGAAAGCCCUUCCGCUACACCAAAGGCGACCAACAGCAAUACGUCCCCUUCGGCCAGAGCCACUCCGCCCUGCAGUCGUUCCACCGCACCGACAUCCUCGCCGUCCUCCUGCGCCACAUUCCGACCUACUACCACACGCACUUUGGCAAGCGACUCGUGUCGUACACCGACUCUCCCGAGGGGCCAGUCGUCUUGGCGUUCAAGGACGGCACGACCGCCAGCUGUGAUUUCCUCGUCGGCUCGGAUGGGAUCAAGAGCGCCGUGCGCCGCACGAUGUACGAGAGGUUCGCUGCCGGUGCGGAGGACCUGAAGGAGAAGGGGCGGCUGCUCGCGCAUGUGAAGCCCACCUGGACGGGGCAGUAUGUGUACCGCGGCGUUAUUAGCACUGAAGACUUGCGGAAAGCGAUGCCUGACCAUCCGGUACUUGAUGGCCCCAUUUAUUUCGCGGGCAAGAACAAAUACUUCAUCUGCUACCCCGUCUCUAAUGGUGCGAGUAUCAACUGCGGUGGACUUAUUUCCCACCCCGACAAGAACGGAACGUUGCACGGCGAGCCCUGGGUCGAGACGGUCAGCCAGGACGAGCUCCGUGCAGAGUUCCCCGGCUGGUCGCCCUACGUGCACGCGGUCAUCGACCUCAUCAAAGAGCCCUCGAAAUGGGUCAUCAACUCCGUCGUCGACCUGCCCACCUACACCUCCGGCAACGUCGCCCUCAUCGGAGACGCGGCCCACGCCAUGACGCCCCACCAGGCGUCGGGCGCGGCGCAGGGCGUCGAGGACGGCCUGCUCCUCGCCGCGCUCCUCGCAGACCCCCUCGCGAGCGCUGCGACGCUCGCGCACGUCCUGCGCGCGUACGACCGCGUGCGCCGGCCGUUCUCGCAGGACGUCCUGCGGCGUUCGUACGAGUGCGGCGCGGCGUACUGUUUCCAGCGUGGCGCGUUCGCGGGCAAUGAUGACGCUGCCGACGGGAAAGGCACGCUGGAGAGUCUGGAGGCGCUGAGUGGAUAUAUCAAUGGGCUGCUGGAGUGGACGUGGAAGACGAGCUCUGAGGGCGAUAGGAACGAGGCGUUGGAGGUGUUUCGCGGGCUUGUUGGGGCCUAG